Messenger RNA from Phragmites australis (common reed), 1773 nucleotides. Its product is annotated as WD repeat-containing protein GTS1-like. The coding region runs from base 334 to 1569 and encodes 411 amino acids. The record is from RefSeq and is a predicted model, not a curated record. Gene Ontology annotation, molecular function: protein binding. NCBI's taxonomy places the organism in Eukaryota, Viridiplantae, Streptophyta, Magnoliopsida, Poales, Poaceae. The transcript is spliced from 8 exons.
CCCCCCCCCCCGGCCUAACCCCAUCCCGCCCGACGCCGCCGCCGCCGCCGCCGGCGACGUCCCGCUGCACGUCCGGUUCCUCUCCCUCCUCAAACCCUCUUCCAAGGCCAUCUACCACAGUCACCACCUCCUCCCCCCAAAACUCCGCCGUACCUUGUUCCUCAAUUCCCAAGUACGUUUGUGUUCUCUUGAGCAUCCAUACCCCUCAAUCGUCGGCCGUGCGUCGUCGCUGCUCUCCUCCCUGCGGAAAUAGGGUUUUGCAGUACUCCUUCCCUCCACACAAGUAGAGUGCGUCCGAUCGCCAGUUGAAACCGGCUUGGUGGGGAUUGCGCGAUGGAGGGACACUGCGAGGCUGCAGCAUCGGCGGCAAUGGAGGUGGAGGCUGAGGCCAGCCCGUUAGCGGGGGUCUCCUCCUCCCCCUCGCUGUCCAAUUCCACGUCCCCAAACCCUGACAGCAACAUCUCCUCGAGGCGGCUGGGCCUCAAAAACAGCAUCCAGACCAACUUCGGCGACGACUACGUCUUCCAGAUCGCUUCUUGCCAGGAGAUCUCGACGCUCGCAGUUUCCUUGUCAACAAAUGCACUUAAGUUCUAUUCUCCAGCAACUGGACAAUAUCUGGGGGAAUGUAAAGGACAUGAAGGAACAAUUCAUGAAAUCUCCUUCUCAACUCCAUCACCACCACAAGUAAUCUGUUCUUGUUCUUCUGAUGGAACUGUCAGAGCGUGGGAUACCAGAAACUUUAAGCAGAUAUCUUUGCUAAGAGGAGGUGCCUCACAAGAAAUGUUUAGCUUCUCGUUUGGUGGAUCAAGUGGUAACCUAAUCGCCGCUGGUUCUAAUGCCCAGGUACUAUUGUGGGAUUGGAGAAAUUCAAAACAAGUUGCAUGCUUAGAGGAAUCCCACAUGGAUGACGUGACACAAGCCAAAUUUGCACCAAAUCAUCAGAGUAAACUCAUUUCUGCAGCAGUUGAUGGAUUAGUAUGUGUCUUUGACACUGAUGGCGACAUUGACGAGGACAAUCAUCUGCUAUCUGUUAUGAAUGCGGAAACAUCUGUUGCCAAAGUGGGGUUUUUUGGAAAUAUGUAUCAGAAGCUUUGGUGUUUAACCCAUAUUGAGACAUUAAGUGUCUGGGACUGGAAUGACGGGACUAGAGAGCUGAACGUAGAAGAUGCUCGUUCCUUGGUCACCGAUAGGUGGAACCUUGACCAUGUUGACUAUUUUGUUGAUUGUCACUACUCUCUGCCCGAUGACCGGCUAUGGUUGAUUGGCGGCACAACGACUGGGACUUUAGGUUAUUUCCCUGUAAGAAACGAUCCUGCAGGAGCAAUAGGUUCAGCGGAAGCUAUCCUAGAAGGAGGCCAUACAGGAGUUGUUAGGACCGUGUUUCCAGCUGCAAGCACCCAUCGAAGCCUUGGGCAACAUAUGGGCAUCUUUGGAUGGACAGGAGGUGAAGAUGGUCGUUUAUGUUGCUGGCGCUCCAACGAAAUCUCAGAGAUAAACAAGUCGUGGAUCUCUAGUUACCUAGUGUCAAGGCUGCAAAAGAAAACUAAAAGCCGACAUCAACCCUACUAGCUGCUAAGAUGUCUUGCUUUGUUAACAAAUCCAUGCGUGAUUGAUUGUCAUUGACAAGGGUAAGCCCUGUAUGUGCUGUAAGCAUGUUUAUCUUAAUUCCUCUUAAAUUCUAGGUUGUGAUAUUGCUGUGUUGGCUUUAGCUACUGUUUGAGAAUGCCACCAUAGUUACAAGUGGUAGGUCUUUAUCUAGUUUUGUUUCUCCAA